Molecule: messenger RNA, 8672 nt
Organism: Alligator sinensis (Chinese alligator)
Lineage: Eukaryota; Metazoa; Chordata; Crocodylia; Alligatoridae
Gene: MPDZ
Product: multiple PDZ domain crumbs cell polarity complex component
Exons: 49
Coding region: 254-6610 (2118 amino acids)
Molecular function (GO): protein binding
Source: RefSeq, a predicted model, not a curated record
GGCUGGGCGUCUAGUCACUCCAUGGCUGGGCAGGAUUAAGUUUCAUGGUAGCCUCCCUGCGUAUGUGCGGGCGCUUAUCCUGCAGCUCCGUUACCUCAGAGAGGAGAAGGGAAGGGGGGUGGGCAGCCAAGCCAGGAAGCGAGGGCUACAAGCCACCCCCCACCCCUGCAAGCUCCGACCCUCCCUGAGGCCGCUGCAGCGGCGAGCGGGCUGUCGUUUACCAGUUUGAAGCAGAAGCUGGGUAGAGAAAAGCAUGCUGGAAACAAUAGAUACACAAAGGGCCCUCCAGGCAGUGGAACGCCUGCAGGCAAAAUUAUGGGAACAAGGUGACACAGCAAAUGAGGAGAAACUGAACUUACUUAAGUCAGUGCUGCAGAGCCCUCUCUUCAACCAGAUUCUGAACCUUCAGACUUCUGUUCAGCAGCUGAGAGAUCAGGUAAAUGUUGCACCUACCAUCCAUUCAGCUGGUGCAUUUCCACAGCUCCUCCAUCAUGGUGCUAGUGUGGGUUCCUUGCCACAUAAUGAAUCCUAUUUACUGGCCCAGCAGAAUGGCAGCCCAGCUAAUGUUCUAGAUGCCUCAGUGAGAUCUACUACUCCUCAGAUUAAUGGAAAAUCCUCUAGUGAUGAUGUGGAGCAAAUGAUCAGAAAUAUGUCACAGGGUCGCCUCAUUGAGACCAUAGAUCUUGUUAAACCUCUAAGUGGUGGCUUGGGCUUUAGUGUUGUGGGAUUGAAGAGUGAAAACAGAGGGGAACUGGGAAUAUUUGUGCAGGAGAUUCAAGAGGGAAGUGUGGCACAUAGAGAUGGAAGGCUGAAGGAAGCCGAUCAAAUCCUUGCUAUUAAUGGACAAGCCCUUGAUCAGACAAUUACACAUCAGCAGGCUAUCAGCAUCCUACAGAAAGCGAAAGAUAAUGUCCAGCUAGUUGUGGCCAGGGGCUCAUUCCCUCAGCUCAUCAGUCCUGUAGUUUCCCGAUCUCCAUCUGCUGCUAGCACAGUCUCAGCCCAUUCUAACCCGGUCCAUUGGCAACACGUGGAAACUAUUGAAUUGGUGAAUGAUGGAUCAGGUCUGGGAUUUGGGAUAGUGGGAGGAAAGUCAACAGGAGUGAUAGUUAAAACCAUCCUUCCUGGAGGAGUAGCUGAUCAGCAUGGAAGGUUAUGCAGUGGAGACCAUAUUCUGAAAAUUGGCGAUACAGAUCUGAGUGGCAUGAGUAGUGAGCAAGUGGCCCAAGUUCUGAGACAGUGUGGAAAUCGAGUGAAGCUGGUCAUUGCAAGAGGUCCCAUGGAGGAACCACCUCCACCAGCAGUCCCACCAGGCACCCCUAUACCAACAUCCAUGUCUGAGAAACAGACAGAGAAGACUGCUGAUAGCUAUGAAGAUGGUGAGAAAUUUGAUGUGGAGCUGACUAAAAACAUCCAAGGAUUAGGAAUAACUAUUGCUGGUUACAUUGGAGAUAAAACUUCAGAACCUUCAGGUAUCUUUGUGAAAAGUAUUACAAAAGGCAGUGCUGUUGAACAUGAUGGUAGAAUCCAUGUUGGAGAUCAAAUCAUAGCUGUGGAUGGCACAAAUCUUCAGGGUUUUACCAACCAGCAGGCAGUAGAGGUUUUGCGUCACACGGGACAAACAGUUCGACUCACUUUGGUCAGAAGAGGGCUAAAACAGGAAAAUCACAUUCAGUCCCAUGAGGACAGCAGUGCAGCUGUUCAAAAGGACAUAAUGUUCCAAACAAUGAAUAAUGGCACUGAUAAAGAACCUUGUGAAAGCGAGCAGGGAUCUUCAUCACUGGCAUGCAUUGCCAGUACAGUAAACAUCAAAGAGGACAUUAAACAGCAAGAAUCAGGUUUCCAGAUAACUUCCACAGAGGAAGCAGCACUGAAGAAUAAAUGGCAGAGGAUCAUGGGUUCAAAUUAUGAAAUUGUGGUGGCUGAAGUUAGCAAAUCUAGUGAAAAUAGUGGGUUAGGAAUAAGCUUGGAAGCUACAGUAGGACAUCAUUUCAUCCGAUCUAUUCUACCAGAAGGACCAGUCGGACGAAGUGGCAAGCUUUUUAGUGGAGAUGAGCUGUUGGAAGUGAAUGAAAUAUCUUUGCUUGGUGAAAAUCACAAAGAUGUAGUCAAUAUUUUAAAAGAAUUGCCUGUUAAGGUGAAAAUGGUUUGCUGCCAUCCAGUAGCUGCGCUUCUCAGUCUCCCAGAGUUGGAUAGUCUAAGUCUCUCUGAGGUUCAGCUCAUAGAAAAGCCUCAUGCAGACCUUGGUGAAGCCAUUGGUUCUUCAGAGACAGAGGGUCCUGAUUUGAAAAUGGCUGAUAUGGCUCAGAAUACUGAGGAUGUACAAGGAUCUCCUUUGGCAAUGUGGGAAACAGAAGUACAGCAGAUUGAAUUGGAGAAAGGAAACAUGGGACUUGGAUUUAGCAUCCUAGAUUACCAGGAUCCAGUGGACCCCGCAAACACAGUGAUUGUAAUCCGCUCGUUAGUUCCUGGUGGUGUUGCUGAACAAGAUGGCAGACUUCUUCCUGGUGAUCGGCUUAUGUUUGUUAAUGAUGUCAACUUGGAAAACGGCAGCCUGGAGGAAGCUGUACAAGCACUGAAAGGAGCACCAGCAGGGACAGUUAGAAUAGGCGUUGCCAAACCAUUACCUCUUUCGCCAGAAGAGGGUUAUGUUUCAGCUAAGGAAGAUUCCUUUUACUACACUGCCCAGUCACUUGAGGAGGAAGGGCCAGCUGAUGCAGCGCUCUUCCAUGCUGAGCUGGCUCUGGUGGACUCCAGUGAGGCAGAUCUUGUGGAUGAAUCUACCUUUGAAUCACAGUAUUCUCCCGACAAUGAUGAUACCUUCCAGGCUUCUAUAUUAGCUCUACAUGGUAGUGCUUGUAGUGAUGAUUUGAACUAUAACCUCUCUCUUCCAUCAUCAACUCCUAAGGGUGUUGGAGAAGAAUCUUCAAAUGCCUCAGUUGAUUUCCAAAUGUCUGGCAAGAGUUCAAACAACAUGGAUCUUGUCCAGAGAGGGACAGAGAACAAAACCUCAGUGAAGAUAAACCUAGAACCUGCUCUUGCUUUUGCAAAAAAGGAUUUCCUACCUUCAGACAUUCCUGAGAAACAGGCUGGAUUUGAAAAUACAGCUGAAUGGACCAAGCCAGAGAGAGCCACUGAAGUGACACAAAAUUCCAGCCUCACUACCACAGUUGACUUGGACCUCUCUGGAAAAGUUGCAGUACCAUUAAUGGAAAAGAGCUAUCCAACAUCUACUGGGGAAAAUUCCACAAUUCAAAGUAUUGCCAAACACAUGUAUGAGAAAACUAUAACUAUUGCAAAAGGCAAUUCAAGUCUAGGGAUGACUGUAAGUUCCAAUAAAGAUGGUUCAGGAAUGAUAGUCCGUAGCGUCAUCCAUGGUGGUUCCAUAAGCCGUGAUGGACGAAUUGGUGUAGGGGACUGCAUUCUCUGUAUUAAUGAAGAAUCAACCACUAAUUUGACAAAUGCACAAGCCCGGGCUAUGCUAAGGAGACAUUCGCUCAUUGGACCUGAAAUAAAAUCUUCUCCAGCACCUGCUGAUGAUCAGGCCCCCUUUUAUGUUAUUACCUAUGUGCCAGCAGAACAGUUGGAAGAGUACAGAGCUAGUUUGGGAGAACAGCCAGAGGGAACUAUGCCUUUUGACCUCUUCUCUUCACAUACUGUCAGCAGAGAUCUUCCAGAACUUCCAGAACGAGAAGAAGGGGAGGGAGAGGAAAGUGAACUUCAGAAUGCAGCUUAUAGUAAUUGGAACCAGCCCAGACGGGUUGAGCUUUGGAGAGAACCUAGCAAGUCAUUGGGUAUCAGCAUUGUUGGUGGCCGAGGGAUGGGGAGCCGCUUGAGCAAUGGUGAAGUUAUGAGGGGAAUCUUUAUCAAACACAUUCUUGAAGACAGUCCUGCUGGCAAAAAUGGAACCUUGAAAACUGGAGAUAGAAUAGUGGAGGUGGAUGGAAUUGACCUCAGAGAUGCAAGCCAUGAACAAGCUGUGGAAGCCAUACGGAAGGCAGGCAACCCUGUAGUCUUUAUGGUACAGAGCAUUAUAAACAGAACAAGGCCAGACUCUCUCUAUAAUUCUUCAUCAUCCUCUGCUCACAGUGGGCAGAAAACUACUAACCCAUUUUACCAUCAGUCAUCUCAGAGUCCCCCCUUGCCUUUCCAGCAGAAUCACCUUUUCUGUAGGCCUCCUACCUUCAGCAGCACUAAUCCAUUUGCCGAUUCUCUUCAGUUCAACACUAACAAGGCAUCCAGUCAGUCAGAAUCAGAACCAGAAAAGACUUCAUUUUGUAAUUUGCCUUUGCCACCUCCUUCAGCCUUUUCAGGAAUGAGCUAUGAUAUUGCACAGUUAUCUUCCAGCAAAGUCCCAGACGAUACAGAUAAGGAGGAUGAGUUUGGUUACAGCUGGAGAAAGAUAACACAACGUUAUGGAAAUCUGCCAGGAGACCUUCAUAUGAUAGAGCUGGAAAAAGGAAAAGCUGGCUUGGGACUUAGUCUUGCUGGCAACAAAGACCGAUCUAGGAUGAGUGUCUUUGUAGUGGGAAUUGAUCCAAAUGGAGCAGCUGGAAAAGAUGGCAGGUUGCAGAUUGCAGAUGAGUUACUUGAAAUAAAUGGACAAAUUCUCUAUGGAAGAACUCAUCAGAAUGCCUCAUCUAUAAUCAAAUGCGCACCAUCAACAGUAAAAAUCAUAUUUAUCAGAAAUAAAGAUGCAGUGAAUCAAAUGGCUGUUUGCCCUGGGAAAUCAAUAGAAUCUUCACCUUCCACUUCAGGGGCUCUUCAGAGUCAAGAGAAAGAAUCAAGUCCUACAAAUCUUGUUACAGCAGUAGAUUUGAGUUCAUAUAAAAAUGUUCAGCAUGUCGAACUUCCUAAGGAUCAGGGGGGAAUUGGUAUUGCCAUCAGUGAAGAAGACACAAUUAAUGGAGUAGUUAUUAAGAGCUUAACUGACCAUGGGACAGCAGCAAAGGAUGGACGGAUUAAAGUUGGGGAUCAGAUACUGGCAGUGGAUGAUGAAGCAGUUGUGGGCUAUCCCAUAGAAAAGUUUAUCAGUCUGUUGAAGACGUCAAAAACUACAGUGAAGCUUAUGGUCAACUCGCCUGACCAUGAUAGUCAAAUAGCAUCACCACCACUUCCCAGUGCUACCACAGGUGAGCCGAAGAGCCUUCAGCAACCAGUGAUGGUUCUACCUUCUGGGUCACUGGAAUCAGAGACAGUUAAAAAUACAAGCAGGUCUUCCACUCCAGCCACAUUAGCUUCUGACCCAGCUACGUGUCCAAUCAUCCCAGGAUGUGAAACAACCAUUGAUAUCUCCAAAGGACGCACUGGUCUUGGGCUGAGCAUUGUAGGGGGAGCAGACACCUUAUUGGGAGCAAUCAUUAUUCAUGAGGUGUAUGAAGAAGGAGCAGCAUCCAAAGAUGGAAGGCUCUGGGCUGGGGAUCAGAUUUUGGAGGUGAAUGGGAUUGAUCUGAGGAGUGCCACACAUGAUGAAGCAAUAAAUGUUCUCAGACAGACACCCCAAAAAGUCCGUCUCACUGUGUACAGAGAUGAAGCCCAGUACAAGGAAGAAGAUAUGUAUGAUGUUCUCAAUAUAGAGUUGCAAAAGAAGCCAGGCAAAGGCCUUGGAUUGAGUAUUGUUGGGAAAAGAAAUGAUACUGGGGUGUUUGUGUCAGACAUUGUCAAAGGAGGAAUAGCAGAUGCAGAUGGGAGACUGAUGCAAGGAGAUCAGAUAUUAAUGGUGAAUGGAGAAGACGUUCGAAAUGCUAACCAGGAGGCUGUUGCUGCUUUGUUAAAGUGUUCCUUAGGUACUGUGAGACUAGAAGUUGGAAGAAUAAAAGCUGGUCCAUUCCGUUCAGAGAGGAGAACAUCCCAGAGCAGCCAGGUGAGUGAAGGAAGUGGCAGCCUGUCAUCAUUCAGCUUCCCAGUUUCUAGCUCCAGCCCACCUGAGGCCUUUGAAAGUGGUCUGAAGAAGAAUGCCACUUCUGAAAUACAGGGACUGAGAACAGUUGAAAUAAAAAAGGGCCCCGCAGAUUCCCUAGGAGUGAGCAUUGCUGGAGGAGUGGGGAGUCCCCUGGGAGAUGUUCCCAUAUUUAUUGCCAUGAUGCAUCCCAAUGGAGUUGCAGCCCAGACUCAGAAACUCAGGGUCGGGGAUAGGAUUGUUAGCAUUUGUGGAACAUCCACUGAGGGCAUGACUCACUCCCAAGCUGUCAGUCUGUUGAAAAAUGCUUCAGGCACUAUUGAAUUACAGGUGGUGGCAGGAGGAGAUGUAAGUGUCAUAACAGGUCAGCAACAGGAUCCACCUACUUCCAGUCUCUCAUUUUCAGGAUUAACAUCAAGUAGCAUCUUCCAGGAUGAUUUAGGACCCCCUCAGUAUAAAACCAUUACUCUGGAUCGAGGACCGGAUGGUCUGGGCUUUAGCAUUGUGGGAGGAUAUGGCAGCCCCCAUGGAGAUUUACCUAUUUAUGUUAAGACUGUAUUUGCAAAGGGAGCAGCAGCAGAAGAUGGCCAUCUGAAGAGAGGGGAUCAAAUCAUUGCUGUCAACGGGCAAAGCUUAGAAGGGGUGACCCAUGAAGAAGCAGUUGCUAUUCUAAAAAGGACAAAAGGAACCGUCACUCUGACUGUUCUGUCGUGAAGAGUCACAAUACGAUCAACCAGAUUACAUUAUCUACAUUCCAUAAAGCAAAGACAAUGGACAUGUUUAUGUAGCCCUUUUGCUAUUUCAGCUUCACCAGGGUAUGUUACAUCACUGAAGAAAAACAACACUUAAUCAUAUUUUUGUAUACAAUAGAAGUAUUUGUCUUACUGUCAAACCACUGGGAUGGGUUUAUGUAGUUUUUCAUUAUUAUUAUAAUAAUUAUUAUUAUAAUAAUUAUUAUUAUUAUUGUAACGAAUACUUGUAAUCCACAAGAAAAUGAAUGUUUGUGUUAGAAACCACAUUGCAAAACUGGAAUGUUUUGCAAAGAGUGUUUGAAUAUUUGAGAUAUGUUGGGAAAAUAUGUUUUCAAAAAGAAAGUUGUCAAAUCAGUGAAGAGAGAGGCAAUAUUUAAAGACCAGAGAUGUGGAAAGGAGAAAUAGCGACCAAAAGAAGUAAAGUUGGAUAGAAUUUGGGAAAGUUGUAGGCAGAUGCUUAAGCUGCCUGGAGGGCCAGUUAUUCAUUCCACAAUGCUUUUUUGUGUCAAGAAAGUGUUUUUUUUUAAGCAAUAUUUGGAACAGGCUUUUAGUUUGGUUUGGAGAUUCUUUUGUUCUCAGGGGCUGAAACAUCCACUUAGCAGUGGUGACUAGGUACAUGAGGGAGCCCUAUAGCUGCAGUGUUCAAAGGAUUUAACCUUUUUUUUAAUGAAGUUUCUAGCCUUUGUGGGUAUGAAGAAAACCCUUUCAAUGGAACUGAAGACCACCCUUUCCUAAGACUGUAGGCAGACAGCUUCAGUAUCACCAUCCCUACUGCGGAGAGCUUCUCCAGGUGGCAGCAUUAACCAUUCUGGUCAAUUCCACUGAUUCGUUUCAGAGCCCUGCGGAGAGCAGUGAAACUGGAGAUCAAAAAGUCAAUUUCAAGUUGCUGCUGCUGUUCUAAGUGGCAGAAGAACUGGCCCCAUCCAUCCAUGGAUGGAUCAAAGAAUAGUGUUGGCAGAGAGUGGAGUAGUGAAGAUACCCUUAACAGAUGAGAAUAAGAAUAAGGAGAAUGCUGGAGGUCUCCUCUUUGCCUCCCUCAGAGUCAGAAACUUUUAGAAGGAGAAAAGAUGAUGGGAGAGAAAUGUGUCCCUUUCUACUUCUAGAGGCUGGAAGGAUUACUAAUUUAUCAGACACUUGCAAGCCAGAGCCUAAUUUAAGAUGGACCCUUGUGCAAAAUCAAAUGACAACACCACCCCUCCACCUCUUGCCCUCCCAGGCCAGUACAUAUACCAGCACCCUCUAUUUCCCAGUAGCUGAACUUCCCAGUAGCACGUUGUUCAUAGAGAUUGCUUGUGGAUCUUCUCUCUGGCUGGUAAGUAUCUGCAAAAUUAUUCAAAGCCCAUUUGUGAUUUAUGUUGUGACCAAACAAAAAGUGUUAUUAAAACUUCUGGAGAGAAAAAAUAUUGUCCAGGGGCAUGUGAGCAGUGGUAUACCUGUUAGCUGGUGUGUUGUGUACUGCAUACAUUCAUAUAGCUGCAAGACCCCUGUAUUGAUCAGCAACAGGUUUAUAGCGACUAGUUACAGUGUUUUGUUGUUGAUUUUUGAAACGGAGACAACAGUCCAAUUGUGUUAGAGAAAUAUGCAAGAACACAAGUAGCAUUCACUUUAAUGAGAGAAAAACAGUGUUAGAAACAUUUGAGAGAGAAUAUUAGCAAACUGAUAGCUAAAUCUAAGUCUAUUAACUAAAAAAAAUACCCCGUUCCAUUUAAUUAAUUAUUUUAGACGUUACAAUGCAAUAGGCGAAGACUAAGGAAAAACAGAUGGUACCAUAACUUGAAGCAACUGGUGACAAAUUAUUAUUCUGUAGUUAUUCCCAGUUUAGUGUGUGAAACGCCUACAUAGAGUAUGUAAAGUCAUUUUAAAUAUGAUUUAUAUUUGUAACAGAAGUAGUGUACAGAUAUUUUAUUACUGCCUUCAUGUCUAAAUGCAGGAUUUAAGUGUAUAAAUAUGAAGCUAUCUGUGAUAAAUGAAUAAAGUUGCAGGUGUAUCUGUGUUUUCUUAGUGGUGAAGUGGCGGAACAUUUU